Messenger RNA from Mesoplodon densirostris (Blainville's beaked whale), 2504 nucleotides. It is a transcript of the gene POFUT2, whose product is annotated as protein O-fucosyltransferase 2. Gene Ontology annotation, biological process: protein O-linked glycosylation via fucose. The record is from RefSeq and is a predicted model, not a curated record. The coding region runs from base 113 to 1402 and encodes 429 amino acids. Lineage: Eukaryota; Metazoa; Chordata; Mammalia; Artiodactyla; Ziphiidae. Gene Ontology annotation, molecular function: peptide-O-fucosyltransferase activity. The transcript is spliced from 9 exons.
GACCUAGGUGGGCCCCGUGGCGUUGCCGUGGUACAGACGACGCUCUCCAAGAGGGCGGGCUGCACUUCCGGGGCGGGGAACGGCCACCGGAAGUACGUGACCGCCCGGGGCCAUGGCGGCGCUCGGCGUCUUCUGCUUGCUGCUCGGGGCGGUAUCCUGGCCGCAGGCCUCGGCCUCGGGCGAGGAGUUCUGGCCCGGCCAGUCAGCAGCCGACAUCUUGUCGGGGGCGGCGUCCCGCAGACGGUAUCUUCUGUACGACGUCAACCCCCCGGAGGGCUUCAACCUCCGCAGGGACGUGUACGUCCGAGUUGCCUCCCUCCUGAAGACGCUGCGGAAGGCGGAGGAGUGGGCGUUGGUGUUGCCCCCCUGGGGCCGUCUCUUCCACUGGACGAGCCCCGACAUUCCCCAGGUCCGGAUUCCCUGGGCCGACUUCUUUGACCUUCCAAGUCUCAGUAGAAACAUCCCCGUCAUCGAGUACGAGCAGUUCAUCGCAGAGUCCGGCGGGCCCUUCAUCGACCAGGUCUAUGUCCUGCAAGGUUAUGCAGAGGGCUGGAAGGAGGGGGCCUGGGAGGAGAAGAUCGACAGCCGGCCCUGCAUCGAGCCGCCCCUUUACUCGCAGGACAAGCACGAGUAUUACAGAGGAUGGUUUUGGGGUUAUGAAGAGACGCGGGGUUUACACGUCUCCUGUCUGUCUGUUCAGGGCUCGGCUUCCGUCAUCGCCCCUGUGCUCCUGAGAAACACGUCCGCACGGUCCGUGAUGUUAGACCGAGCCGAAAACCUCCUUCACGACCACUAUGGAGGGAAGGAGUACUGGGACACCCGGCGCAGCAUGGUGUUUGCCAAGCACCUGCGGGCCGUGGGGGACGAGUUCCGGAGCAGGUACCUCAAUUCCACGGACGCAGCCGACAGGAUCCCCUUCGAGGAAGACUGGACCAAGAUGAAGGUCAAGCUGGGCUCUUCGCUGGGGGGCCCGUACCUGGGCGUCCACCUGAGGAGGAAGGACUUCAUCUGGGGGCACAGGGAGGACGUGCCCAGCCUGGAGGGGGCCGUGAGGAGGAUCCGCAGCCUCAUGAAGACCCACCAGCUGGACAAGGUGUUCGUGGCCACGGAUGCUGCCAGGAAGGAGCUGGACGGGCUGCGGAGGCUGCUGCCCGAGAUGGUGCGGUUUGAGCCCACGUGGGAGGAGCUGGAGCUAUACAAGGACGGGGGCGUCGCCAUCGUGGACCAGUGGGUCUGCGCACAUGCCAGGUUUUUUAUCGGCACCUCGGUCUCCACGUUCUCUUUUCGAAUUCACGAGGAGAGAGAAAUCCUGGGGUUGGACCCCAAGACGACAUACAACCGGUUCUGUGGGGACGAGGAGAAGGCGUGCGAGCAGCCCACGCACUGGAAGAUCGCGUACUGAGCCGGCCCGCGGGCGCCCCACACGCAGGCUCGUAGCUGCCCUCAGGACAGGUGUCGCCGCCGGGGCAGGGACCCCCCGGCUGGGCAGCAGGCUGUCCCCUCUCCAGUCUCAGGCCCGGGAGCCCUGCGGAGCCACGCUGCAUCUGUCCUGCCCUCCCCAGGCCCACCUGUCUGCCGUGACCCAGCGCCACCACUUCCCCGGGAUGUGGGUUGUUGGCUCCGGAUCCAGAACCGUGUCUCCGGGGCUAGCGAGGCCACCAUGAUGCCUCGGAGGUGCUGGCUUGUCCUUGUUGACCUUGGUCUGGAGGGUUUCCCACAGCGUCGGGCAGGCCUGGCGCCUGGGCUGCUCCUGUCCCGGGUGGUGGGCACAGUGCCACAGAGCAGGGCCCUUGGUCCUGCCCUUCUCCCCACGUGGGACCCCGUGCCAGCUGGAUGGUGGGCGAACCGCCACAUCACAGGGCCAGUCUGAGGCCUCUGAGGGCCUGUGAUGCCCUUGCCCCAUCCGUCCCCCACUGCCUGGGUCAGAGCAUCGGAACAUUCCUUGGCGAGUCCCAGUGCUUUGUGUGCUCACGGGGACGGGGGGCCCCCGCCAGUUGUCUGCAGGGUCCAUCCAGCUGUCCAGGCUGUCUGGUCUGUGAUGGCCACAGCAGUACGAGGGGUGGCCAGAUGCUCGUCCUCGAAGCCCCUGUGCUUCCCUCGCAAGGGCAGGGGUGCGGCUGAGGGGAGUGGCGUCACUCCAGCCUCGGAGAGCACCUUGGGGGCCAGCUGCUGCACGCGGGGCGGAGGCCGGUCUGCAGAGCCCUGUGCUGGGACUUCACGGCCGCCACGACGGAGCUACCGGGAGGGCGCUGCUGGGGGCCCACCCCGUCCCCUCCGACUAGGCACCCAACUUCCCACAACACCUGGGGUGACUGGCGACCUGGGCGCCGGGAGCCAUGCAGAACCCAUGAGGCUGGGCCCUGGCCGCCCCGCGGCUCCUUCCUGAGCUCUAGAGAGGCCCUGGUCACACGGCGGGGUCCUGCGGUGUCACCGCCGUGCCAGGUGAAACCGCGAGAUAUUUAUUCUUUGUACAUCAAGUAUUAAUAAAAUACAUUUUCUAGAAA